Messenger RNA from Diospyros lotus (date-plum), 8527 nucleotides. Its product is annotated as putative serine/threonine-protein kinase. The record is from RefSeq and is a predicted model, not a curated record. The transcript is spliced from 6 exons. Lineage: Eukaryota; Viridiplantae; Streptophyta; Magnoliopsida; Ericales; Ebenaceae. Gene Ontology annotation, biological process: protein phosphorylation. The coding region runs from base 539 to 1675 and encodes 378 amino acids. Gene Ontology annotation, molecular function: ATP binding; protein kinase activity.
AGGCGCCAUCUCUCUCUCUCUCUCUCUCUCUCUCUCUCUCUCGCAAAUGGCCAGGCCAAGUUCCUCUUUCUGGCUGUCAAACACUCUCAAGCGCAGAAGAAACAACAUACGCACAGACAAUUAAUUACAGCUAUAUGCACACCUGUACCCACACGCAUAUAUGAUGUUCGUACGGUUCUACUUCUGCAUAAUUGCCUCCAAGCCAGGGUAGGUCUUGAUCCGUUGUGUUUUUGCUACCUGUGGUUGCAGAGGAUAUUUCUCCGUUUGAUUCUCUGAAGAAAAGACGGAAAGAAAAUUGCCUUUUCUCGUUUGACUCUCGAAGAGAGGAGGAGAGGAAAUAGGCUUUGAGAGAUCCAAGGGAGGAAGAAAACCACGGCGACUGCUUCGUCUUUUCUUGUCGCCGAGUUCUGUACUGCACAUAUUCUUCGCCGUAAUUUUUCUGCUGAGAUUUGUGGUUUUCAGCGUUGGAUUGAAGAAAGGAUGUGAGAGAAGGCUUAGGUUCUGGAAGGUCCAGCACGAGUGCUUGUGACGGAAAGCGAUGAGUUUCAGUUGCUUUGGAGCAUUCGGUUCGUGUAAACAGAAGCCUGCGGCGCAGGCAGGAGAGAUUGCUGCCACCAAUGUGAGGCAUUUUUCCUAUAAUUCGUUGAGAUCAGCAACAAGGGACUUCCAUCCAUCAAACAGAAUAGGUGGAGGUGGUUAUGGAGUUGUGUAUAGGGGGGUUUUGCGUGAUGGUACUCACGCUGCAAUCAAGUGUCUCUCUGCUGAAUCCAAGCAAGGGGGUAAAGAAUUUUUGACAGAGAUUAAUAUGAUUUCAAAAAUCCAGCAUCCAAACCUUGUUGAACUGAUUGGUUGUUGUGUCGAGGGGAGCCAUCUGAUAUUGGUGUAUGAAUAUCUAGAGAACAACAGCCUUGCUGGCAUUUUACUUGGUUCGAAAGGAAAACAUAUUGCUCUGGACUGGCCUAAAAGGGCUGCUAUUUGUAUAGGUACAGCUUCUGGUCUUGCAUUUCUUCAUGAGGAAGCUGAACCACAUAUUGUCCACCGUGAUAUAAAGGCCAGUAAUAUACUGCUUGAUGGAAACUUUCAUCCUAAGAUAGGAGAUUUUGGGUUGGCAAGACUUUUUCCAGACAAUGUCACACAUAUUACUACUCGGGUGGCAGGAACUGCAGGAUACCUUGCUCCGGAGUAUGCCAGGUUAGGGCAGCUCACGAAGAAGGCAGAUGUAUAUAGCUUUGGAGUACUUCUACUUGAAAUUAUAAGUGGCAGAAGUAGCAGUAAGGUAGCUUUUGGAGAGGAUCUGUUAGUUCUGGUGGAAUGGGCAUGGAAACUGAGAGAUGAAGGUAGGAUUCUAGACAUUGUUGAUCCUGAACUGGUUGAAUUCCCUGAGGAAAAGGUACUGCAGUUCAUCAAGGUUGCACUUUUUUGUACCCAAGCAGCUUCUCACCGAAGACCUGGAAUGAAGCAAGUGGUAGAUAUGCUCUCUAAAGAGGUUACCUUGAAUGAGAAGUUAUUAACAGAACCUGGGGUCUAUAAGGCACGUACCUCUAAGAGUUUGGCUGGUGGUAGUUCACAAGUUACAUCCUCCUUCAUGAAGAAAGGCAAGCAAUCAAUAGAUUCUACCUUAACUUCAGGUCUGAUGGAUAGCUCUGAAAGUGUGACACAGAUAAUUCCUAGGUGAUGCAUGUUUUUCAGAAAUAAUUAAUUAGAAAUCCUUAUUACAGCAACAUUUUAGUUGCAUUUUGGAUCAUCUUCUUAUUCUCAUAUUGCCCCUUCUUGAAGCUUGAAAACUGCCUGCUCUCUUCGAGCUUCUUCUUCCAUUCUUGUUUGCAUUGUUGAUUCUAAUUUUAUUCACCAUGGUCUUGCAGUUGUAUUUAUGCGUUUCAGAAAUAAUUAAUUGGAAAUCCUUAUUACAGCAACAUCCUAAUUGCAUUUUGGAGCAUCUUAUUCUCAUAAUGCCCCUUCUUGAAGCUUGAAAACAGACUGCUCUCUUCGAGCUUCUUCUUCCAUUCUUGUUUGCAUUGUUGAUUCUAAUUUUAUUCACCAUGGUCUUGCAGUUGUAUUUGAUUUGAUUUAUAUUUAUUUUUUGUGGCCAAGGUAUAAUUCAUUUAACAAAAGGAAAGAGAUACAAAGAAAUAGCAAACAGAACAAGCAUAAACACCCUCCUAGACAAUCCUGCCACCAUAACAUACUAGCACACUAUCCUCUUCCCUCUCCUUACUCAUUACUUCCUUUAGAACAAAAGGUGAAUUAUCAAGUUCCAAGCAGCCAUUAUCAUUCCUUCACAGUGUGGAUUUAGCUAGAUAUUCUGCAGCCAUUAUCAUUCCUUCGUUACUUCCAAAAAGUUUUUGGAUAUCCAGAACCAGAUAUAUGAUGCCGAUAUUUCUUUCCCUGUCUCAAAGCAAUUCUUUGCCAAUAACAAUGCAUCGGAUUCACGAAUGUGUCAAGUCCAUCCUAGGUUCAAAUCCCAAAGCAAGCCUCCCUAGCUAUCUUGACUCUUCUGCUAAUGCUGAGCAUGCAAAACGGGUAUAAUUUUUCACUCCGACAACAUUUCCUUCGUGAUCUUUCACAAUGGUCGCUCUUCCAUUCUUUACAGAGCAGUAUCCUUUUUUCACUUUUAGAAAUCCUAGCUCAGGUUUAGUCCGUACCCCUUGAGAUAGAGAUGAAUUCAUGUUCCUUGUAACUUCUUUUUCCUUAUGGAUCUCCUUCUGUUCCCUCCAAUUUGAUCUGAUUUCUCUUCUGUCCCAUGAACCUGAUAUGAGUUGGUAUCCUGCUGUAUCUUUUCCAUCUACUCCAUUGAUUCAGCUAUUUUCUCAUUACAGUUCCCCAAAACUUCUUUGUUCCACUUCUUGGUUCAUUUUUUGUGUUCUUCAAUUUCUUGUAUAAUCUUAAUGGAUUCAAGCCUAGUACAUCCAUGGACCAACCUUUCUGAACUACUCCUUUUUAAGGAUGGAUCUCUUAACCACAUGACCUCAAACCCAAAAGGCCUUCUGGAAGCAACUAUUUGUCCCUUUGUGUUUAGCUAAAGUGGGCAAUGGCUGGAUACAAUGGCUGGAAGGUGUUUGAUAGUUGCUUUGGGAGACAAUUCCAUUCAUUCUGCUUUACAAACACCCUUAUCUAGUCUUUUUUUGUCCUAUACCUUCCCUUUUGUUAAACCAAGUAUAUGGCAUCUCAGAAAAGUCAAUACCAAUUAACACCAGAGGUUCUAAGAAGCCCUUAAAACCUCCACUUGAGAAUUCUGCAUUUUGUCUUCCACAGAUGAGGUUGAACUUCUUCUAGUUUUAGCAUACACGUUAUCAGGAGCCAAUAUUGGUUCUCCUUUUGUUAAAUGAUGAGUUGAACUAAUAUUAAAAUACUGGUGCUCUACCUCCACCUCCAUGCCUUCUUUACACCCCAAACAUAUUUCACCUGACUUGCAUUUUCCAUAGCAUAGUUUUUGAAUCCUAGCCUUUUGUUGAAAAGUGUUAUAUUUGUUGCAAAAGAUCAGAAGUUGAAUAAGUCAAAACAGUUGCAAAAGAUCAGAAGUUGAAUAAGUCAAAACAAUUGAAACUAUUGAAGAUUUGGUGGAAUAACGGAAGCUAAAAGGCUACUGAGAUUUUGAAUUUCUGUUGCAAGUUUAUUUUAGGGAUUUCUUAUUGAGUUUGUUAUAAUUUUCUGUACAAAUACAUUCAUAAGUUAAUGAAUGAAGUAUCAGUUUUUGUAGCUCAUUACCUCUGUUACUCAUUUUCUGUAAAAACAUCCAACAAAGUGGUAUCAAAGCGGUUUUCUUAAGGGAUCUGUGAUGUUUUUUGUGAGUGAAUUCAGUGAGAAAACUGUACUCCUCCAUACUAAAUCCUACCCUAACCUAAGAGAGAAAUGCCAGGAAACAAUUACAUGGCAGCACCACCUAUCUUCACAGGAGAAAAUUACCAAACUUGGGCUGUGAAGAUCGAGGCUUUUUUGCAGGCCAACGAGUUGUGGGACUUGGUGGAAUCUGAUGAAACUCCACCAUUGCCUGAGGAUCCCACGUUGGCACAAGUUAGGAAUCAAAGGGAAGAGAGAAAAAGGAAGUAUAAGGCCAAGACCUGUAUUUACUCAGCUGUAUCAAAAACGAUCUUUACAAAGAUCAUGGGGUGUGACACAACAAAACAGGCGUGGGAUCUUCUCAAGGAGGAGUACCAGGGUAAUCAAAGACAAGGAAGAUGCAAAUUUUGAAUCUCAAGAGAGAAUUUGAGAUGAAGAAAAUGAAGGAAGCCAAGAGCUUCAGGGAAUAUGUUAACAAACUGAUGGCCAUUGUCAACAAGAUCAAGAUGUUUGGUGAAGCACUUCCUGACAGCAGAGUUGUUGAAAAGAUACUGGUAACACUUCCUAAAAGGUUUGAGGCUAAGAUUUCCUCUCUUGAGGAGUCAAAAGACCUAUCAACUAUUGCAUUGGGAGAGUUGAUCAAUGCGAUGCAGGCUCAGGAACAGAGAAGAGCUUACGGGAAGAAGGAGGGAGUAGAAGGGACUUUUCAGGCAAAGGACACCACUACUAGUGAAAAUAAGGGAAAGAGGCCUUGGAAUAGAGGAGGAGAAGACAAUGUUGGCAAGGGCACACAACCCUCCUAAAUUUCCUCCUUGCCAACAUUGCAGCAAAACUAAUCAUCAUCCAGCUAAAUGUUGGAAAAUUUUAGAAUGCAGAUUAUGCAAGGAAAAUGGGGACAUUGCUAAAUUCUGUAGGAACAAAUAGAGGAAAGAUCAGCAAGCCCAGGGAUAGAUCGUGCAACAACCUCAUGAAGAACAAUUAUUUGUUGCAACUUGUUUUGCAGGAAAUAACUCCAUAAGUAAGGCAUGGCUAAUGGACAAUGGAUGCACCAACCACAUGAUGUACGAUGGCUCCAUCUUUUAGGACCUUGAUAGGUUUGCUGAAUCCAAAGUCAGAAUUGGCAAUGGUCAAUUGAUUAAGGUAAAAGGAAAGGGAACUAUUGCUAUAACAGGUUCUGCAGGUAAAAAAGUAAUUACUGAUGUAUUUUUUGUACCAGAAAUAAACCAAAACCUGCUUAGUGUUGGGUAACUGUUUGAAAGGGGUUAUUUUGUAUUUUUUAAAAAUAAAACAUGUGAAAUUAUUGACUCCAGAGGUGAAGUUUUGUUCUCAGUUGGCAUGAAAAGCAAGAGUUUCAGCCUAGAGAAUCCAGUGCAUACUUUUGCUCAAAGGUUGAUUUAUGGCACCGAUGAAUGGGACAUUUUCAUAAUUCUACAUUGGAAUUUAUGCAAAAAAAUGAAGUUGUGAAGGGAAUGACAUUUACUGGAGAAGGAACCAAGGUAUGUGAAGCAUGCUAGCUAGGGAAACAAGCCAGAAAACCAUCCCCAGUUAACAAAGCUUGGAGAGCAAUUGAAAGACUAUAGCUAAUCCACACUAAUGUGUGUGGACUAAUGAGGACAAAGUCUCUUAAUGGGAGUAGGUAUUUCAUCCUCUUUAUUGAUGAUUUUAGUAGGAUGUGUUGGGUGUAUUUCAUGAAAGCACAAAUAAGAAAUUACAACAAUUUUUUGGAAAUUCAAAGCUUGGAUUGAAAAUCAAAGUAGCUGUAAAAUCAAAGUAAUAAGGUCUGACAAUGGAACCGAAUACACAACCCAUAUAUUUGCAAAAUUUUGUGAAGACACAGGGAUUGAGUAUCAAUUCAUUGCUACAAAUAUACCUCGGCAAAAUGGUGUGAGUGAAAGGAAAAACAAAACCAUAAUGGAGAUAGCUAGGUGUUUGCUAUUUGAGAAGCAUAUGCCAAAAAAAUUCUGGGGCAGAAGCAGAAGCAGUUAAUACUGUUGUAUUUUUGCUGAACAGGGUUACAACAGAAGCCUUAAGAGGGAAAAACACCUUUUUAAGCAUGGUAUGAUACUAAACCUUAAGUGUCAAAUUUAAAAUUUUUUGGUUGUUUGUGCUUCACUCACAUUCCAAAUGCAAAGAGAGGAAAGCUAGAUGAAAAGGCAGAACAUGGAGUCCUGGUGGGAUAUAACAGUCACUAAAGGGUACAGAAUUUUUCAACCACUAAUUGGAAAAUUCAUUAUUAGAAGGGAUGCAAUAUUUGAUGAAGAUGCAGAAUGGGAUUGGGAAAAGGCUGAACCAAGGAGACAAACAACAACAACCAAAAAAGAGAGGAAGUAGUUGAGCUUGAUGAAGAUUGAUAUAAUUGUAUAGCAAUGGCAUCAAAACCUAAGAGGGGGUGAAUUGGGUUAUUUAAAAAUUUUGUUUGAAAUCAUUUUUAUGAAAAAUAGGAUUUUAAUGCAAAUGAGGAUUAUUGAAAUCCUUAGAGCAAUAAAUGAAACAAUGAACACGAUCAAAAGAGGGAUACAACGAUAUAUAGUGGUUCGGCUUAAAUCAAGCCUAAUCCACUUUUUUAACUUCUCACUAAAGAAUUUAAAACCAAUUCACUAUACUCUUCUUAUCACUCCGAAUAGACCCUCUAGCAACAAGUUAUGAAUGUACAACCUCUUGCCUUAACAAGUAAACCCUCUAAUAACAAAGUAGGCAAAAUAAUCCACCUACAAACAAGUGUAGGUCCUCUAGCAAAAUAAGUUAAGAAUUGUACAAAAUGAUACAAGAUAGAAGGAUCUAAGAAUUAACACUCUUCGUUACAAAUUCUCUCAAUAAAAAACCAAGACUUGAAAGUAAAUUUACAAAGAUGAAAGCAAAGCAUUGGAGAAAAAAAAAAUGCAACAAUGAAGCACAAAAUGGAUGAACACUUGGGAGCUUGCAAUGUAAUCACUUAGUUGUAUUGAAGCAUCCAUUUGAUUUCUAUUUGUAGAGCUUGAUGACCCAUUUCAAGAAUCUUGUCAUUGGUAGUGAAAGGAGCAUUUUGAAAUAGUGGAGAAACUAGCCAUUAGAGGUGUCAAACGAAAGAAACUGUCGACAGAUAUUGGAAAAUUUCCAAAGUUAGUCAAUAGAUGCUCUACCAUCUGUCGACAGAUGCAACUAGGAUAUUUACAAGCAUUUUGUCUGUCGACAUAUGCUCUCCCAUUUGUCAACAGAUGCAUGUUAAAUCUCAACAUGCAUUCUAUCGGUCAACAGAUUCAAAUAGGUUAGUCGAUAGAUCAAGGAAAAUCUUCAAAAGAUAAAAAAAACUAGAAUUCUGUAUGUCGAUAGAUUGAUUAAAGUUAGUCGACAAAACAAAAGAAUUUUUCAAUAUAGUCGACAGAUGGUUGAUUUUACCUUAAGAAUUUCUUUCAUAUUUGAGAAGGUUUUGAAGAACUUCUUUUAAUAGGUUUGUUUGAGAAAUGUUUUACUUUGUUUUUCCAAUUUCCAUAUGAUGCAGUAAAUCAUUUAAAUAUGAUGUUCAUUUAGGCUUUGAAUAUUCAUUUUAUCAAUUGACAUUGAUUUUUGUUUGAGAGCUAUGAACUGGAUUUUUUGAGAAAAGCUUACUUGGUAUUUUUCAUCAUCAAAACCUUAAUCACAAGAGUAAAAUAUCAACGACAACUAUGAUGAACUACCCGUAGGAGGGACAAGGUCUUUUGCUGAAAUUUAUGAAAAAUGCAGUGUAGCAGUUUUGGAACUUGUUGGUUAUGAAGAAGCAACAAAAGAUCCUAAAUGGAUCACUCCAAUGCAGGAGGAGAUAAGGAUGAUCCAUAAGAAUUAGACUUGGGAGCUUGUGGAGAGGCCUUUACACAAAAAGGCAAUAGGAGUCAAGUGGGUUUACAGGAGAAAGCUGAAUGCAAAUGGGACCAUGAACAAACACAAAGCUAGACUAGUGGUGAAGGGCUACGCACAACAGUUUGGAAUGGAUUUUUCAGAAACCUUUGCACUAGUGGCAAGGUUGGACACAAUAAGGCUACUCCUGGUAAUUGCAGCACAACAAUAGUGGAAAAUUUAUCAACUUGAUGUCAAAUCUGCCUUCCUAAAUGGUUAUCUGCAUUAAGAAAUUUUUGUUGAACAACUUGAGGGAUUUACAACUUAUCUUAGCAAGGUUUAUUUACUUAAGAAGGCUCUAUAUGGGCUAAAACAAGCCUAAGAGUCUAGUAUGGUAGAAUUAAUGAGCACUUGAUAAGCAUUGGCUUCAAUAGAAGCCUAGGUGAGAAUACUUUAUAUGUUAAAAUAGAAAAACAUGAAAUAAUUAUUAUCUUACUAUAUGUGGAUGAUUUUCUAGUAACAAGGAGUAAUGAGGAGCUUGUCAAGGUGCUUAAGGGAGCAAAUGAUGGUUGUGUUUGAGAUGGCCGACCUUGGUGAGAUGGCUUUCUUCCUUGGAAUGGAAAUCCAGUAAUCAAAAAAUGAGACUUUUAUUGGUUAGGAGAAGUAUGCUAAGGAAGUGUUAGGAAAAUUCAAAAUGGAGGAAUGUAAGCCCGUGGAUACUCCACUAGCACAAAAUGAGAAAUUUUUUCCAGAAGAAGGAGUUGAAAUGGUUGAUGAAGGCUUUUGUCGAAACUUGAUUUGUUGUUUACUGUACUUGAUAGCCAUAAGGCCCGAUAUAAUGCACUAUGUCAGCUUAGUUUCAAGGUUUAUGCACUGUGCCAAGAAAGUGCAUCUUAUAGCUGCUAAAAAAGUGCUAAGAUAUUUAAAAGGAACACUAGACUUGAGAGUUAAAUAUAGAAAA